Molecule: messenger RNA, 2639 nt
Organism: Drosophila innubila
Lineage: Eukaryota; Metazoa; Arthropoda; Insecta; Diptera; Drosophilidae
Gene: Nek2
Product: serine/threonine-protein kinase Nek2
Exons: 1
Coding region: 210-2420 (736 amino acids)
Biological process (GO): chromosome segregation; protein phosphorylation
Cellular component (GO): centrosome; cytoplasm; nucleus
Molecular function (GO): ATP binding; protein kinase activity
Source: RefSeq, a predicted model, not a curated record
GUGUGUGUGUGUGUGUGUGGGUGCGCAUGCGUUUGCCUGUGUGUGUGUUUCGAGUUUUGCCAAAACUCGUUUGGCAGGAGCAAUGAGAUGGAUCAGUUAGUUUUCGGCACUCAAAGCAAACAGAACGAAAGCACGGAUAUUUGAAAAUCGAGCGAGUGGAUAGAGAAAGAGAAGACGCAGCAGAGAAACGAAUAAAGUGCAGCCUCAGCAUGAGUGCAGAAAGAAGCGAAGAGACAACAACAGAAACAAUAAUAAAGAUUAAGAAAAUGCCGACAACGACAACGGAAUUCGCGAAUAAGACGCUGCAGGAUUACGAGGUGUUGGCGGUGAUGGGUAACGGUGCAUUUGGCACCUGUUACAAGGUCAAGGACAAGCUGACGGGGGAACUGUACGCCUGGAAGGGCAUGAACUAUGAUGAGUUGGACGACGAGAAGUGUGAAUCUCUCGUCUCGGAGAUUAGUGUGCUGCGCCAGCUGCAGCAUCCGAAUAUAGUGCAGUAUUAUCAUCAUCUGGUGAACCGUGAGGCCAAGUCCAUUUACAUAGUGAUGGAGUGCUGUGAUGGCGGUGAUCUUGCCCAGCUCAUCCAACGUGCCCGGAGUCAAAGACAGCGCUUCGAGGAGCAGUACAUUUGGCGUGUGCUCUUCCAGCUGUGCCGGGCACUGCAGGUGUGCCACAACCAAAUACCUUCAGGCACAAUCCUCCAUAGGGACAUCAAGCCGGCGAACAUCUUUCUGGAUGCCCUGGGCAAUGUCAAGUUGGGUGACUUUGGUUUGGCGCGUGUGCUGCGACGGGAUCAGAGCUUUGCCGCCUCCUUUGUGGGCACGCCGCACUACAUGAGUCCGGAACUGGUCAAGGGACGGCAAUAUGACCGGAAGAGCGAUGUCUGGGCCGUCGGUUGUCUCAUCUACGAGCUGUGCGCACUGCGUCCGCCGUUCCGUGGUCGGGCAUUUGCUCAACUCUCGGAUAACAUUGCCCAUGGUCAGUUCAGCUGCAUUCCCGGCGUCUAUUCCACGGAUCUGCAGUCGAUCAUUGGCUUUAUGCUGGCCGUGGAUCAUGAGCAGCGACCUGGCAUCGAGGUCAUCACACGUCAUCCGCUGCUGGUGCGUAAUAUAAACCAGCUGGAUGGUGAGUUUCCGCGUCUUCUCGAUGCUGGGGAGGAUUUCCAGUUGCCCGGUCUGGGCAAACUGUUUCCCGAGUCUCCGGAAUUGUCCAGCACCAUGUUCACGGAACAGUAUAGCUUCAAUGAGGGUUACGGACAGCGACGUUUGAGUGUCACUGGUGUCUUUACGCCGGAUCUGCGCACGGAACUCUUCUACUCCGCCAAGCGACGCAUCUUUGCCAGCAAACAGCUGCAGCAAUCGGAUCCCUCUUUAUACGAGAGCAUACGUCGAGAGCACACUGUAGUACAACAACAGGAAGAGCAACAGGAACCGGAGAGUCCACGCCGUUUAACCCAGAAUAUCUUCAAUGAUGCACUGCAGCAGCGCUUGCAUGCGAUACGCGCACAGGAGUCGCUGCUGGAUCAACGUGCCUCCGAGUUGCUGGCGGCGGAGCAGCGUGUCCAGGCCAUGGAGCGGGAAUUGGCACUAAAACUGGAGCAGGCGGAGCAGGCGCAGAAGCAGUGCCAAUGUCGACAGCUGUCACUGGUGCCACAGGUGCCUCCGGUGUCACAGGUACCUCCGGUGCCAUUAGUGCCUCCGGUGCCAUUGGUGCCUCCGGUGCCACCACGGUCCAAGCCAGCGGCAACACGCCAUGAUGACACCUACUGCAGCAUCGAGUUGAACGAGACGUCGCCAACAGUGGCCAAACUGAAUCUGGCGCUGCUCACGGCUCCCAAGCAGCUGCACGCUCAUAGCUCCCAAACGCUGCGCAAGGUCACGUUCCAGUCGCCAGCCAAGUUUGGUCAGUCUACUGCUCCCGCUCCAGUUCCCGCUCCCGCUCAAGCUGCUCCUCUGCCCAUGCAAACCAGCGUCUCCAGCACCGAAUCCGCCGACAGUCAAGCCUCCAGCACUCGACGCAAGUCCAUUCUCUCACUCUUUGGACUCCGAAAAGCGUCAACAAAAUCCACAGUGACUGCGACUGCAACGUCUACUGCGACGCCGGCAGCUGCGCUUGUGCCCGCAUUGAAGCCGCCGACGCAGCGUCCGCCGCUGGCCGUGAAGCUGCCGGCGACGCAGCAAGUGACCAAUAUGUGGACUAAGGAGCAGAAACGUGCCGCCUUCGAUUUGUUGGCGGCCAUGAAUGCAGCUGAGAAGGACGCGGCCAGUGUUGUAAACGGACGCCGGCAGCAGAUGCGUCAAUCGGUGCGGGAGCGGAAUUCCAGCAUGCAGCGUAAUCGAAUGCGGCGUUCCUUGGUCCUGGCGGGUGGUGGCCAACAGAAGCCAGUGUUGGUAGCGUCGCGCGAACAAAUGUUAAUUUAAGUGCUAACUUAUUCAUAGGGAAGAGGGGCGCUCAAAGUGACCCGCCUUGUGAUGUGGACUCAGUUCCGAUAACUAUUUUUUUUAAACCAUUUUUUUUUUCUUGAAGCCAUUGUCUUGUUCCUAAUAUACAAAUAUAUUAUUUGUAAGCCACAUUUAUUUGUAAAAAAUAGCUUUGCGCCUUGUGCAAUUUACAUGUAUUAAAAUAGUGAUAAACAACAA